AUGAACGAUGUUGUGAUUGGAGAACGAUGCGGAGUCAACAUUUCCCGCGCUGACACGCUCUCCGCUUUCAACCACCUCGGCUGCAUGAAGCUCCAAUGGCUAAGGACGCGACUUCGGGCGCAAAUCACAAGCCGGUCUUUCUCUACACAAUACCCUCUUCCCAGUCUCGGAAAUGACCUCGCAACCUUCCAGAAGCAAUGCUUCCAACCAGAACAACCAGCAAUCCUCCCAGGGGCCUUCAACGACCUCCCAGCCAUGAAACACUGGUUUACGCCCGGCCUUAACACAGACUAUCUACGCAAACACGGCGGAGAUGCCUUUGUGCCUCUGGAACUCACCCAAUCCACCCCAGAGGGACCCAGCUUCCGGUCAUUCCACGCGCCUCUCAGUUUAUUCCUCGACUGGAUGGAAUCACCCACCCCAUCCACACUCUACCUAGCCCAAUGCCAACUCCUAGACCUACCCCCUCUUCUGCGCACCGAUUUCCCGACCCCAACCCUCGUCUCGCAGGCUGGACGGGGCGAUAUCUACGACACGAAUGUCUGGAUCGGUCAUCCGCCCACAUACACGCCUCUCCACCGGGAUCCGAACCCGAAUCUCUUUGUGCAGCUUGCCGGGGAGAAGGUGGUUCGACUGCUUGCGCCGGAUGAAGGACAUGCUGUGUUUGCGGGCGUGAGGGCGCGGUUGGGGAAGAGUGGGGAUCGGGGAGCGGCGGCUUUCCGGGGGGAGGAAAUGAUGCAGGGGGGUGAGAGGGCUUUGUUGGAUGAAGUGGUUUGGGGGACUGAUGGAUUGGAGGCGAGACUUGGGGCUGGAGAUGGACUUUUUAUUCCUAAGGGGUGGUGGCAUAGUAUUAAGGGUGUUGGAGAGGGUGUGACUGGUUCGGUGAGUUUUGUUUCCUUCUUCAGUAUUGAGUGGACAGCUAAUGGUUGUAGGUGA
This is a messenger RNA of Penicillium salamii, 936 nucleotides long. The record is from the annotation of a GenBank genome assembly. Lineage: Eukaryota; Fungi; Ascomycota; Eurotiomycetes; Eurotiales; Aspergillaceae.